ACCGGAGCGAGAGGAAGGAAACCAAACCAGAGAAGCGGCAGUUCUGGACUGGAAGAGGGAAGCGGAGGAAGGGGAGGCGAUCUCGCCGUCAUUGCCGGCGAAGGCGCUGGCACCAACCGGCAACCGCAGCACCGUAUUCGCCAAUCGACGCCUGCUUCCUAGAGAGUCUGAAAUCAUGCAAAGCCCCAGCAAAAUCUCCGGCGCCUCUGCCUCCACUACGACCCCUGCUGUGUGUGGGCUUCCAGGGUGGGUAGAUCUCCCAGAAGGCUUGCUCCAGUCCAUCAUUCCUCUGUUGGGCUCCUUCCUUGAGCUCCUUGCCUUCACCGGGACGUGUCGCUCUUGGCGCUCUGCCUUUUCCUCACACCCAUCCAAAUCCACAUUCUGCACCUUGCUCCCACCACUCCUUGUCCGGCCCCACAUCAGUGUCCAUGCUCCACAUCUCCCUUCCAGAAGUGACGAUGGUCACGAGCUCCGCACAUGCCAGGUCCUUGAUCUAGCCAACUUGAAAAGCACCCUUCGCUGCCAGAUUCCUGAAGAGACAUUUGAGGAGUUGUGCUUUGCCGGCUCUUCCUAUGGCCAGCUGAUUUGUGGUGGUGGCAAAAAUUGUCUUGUGGUUGAUGUGUUCACUGGUGCCAAAGUUUUACCACCACAGCUCCCGUUUGACGAUGACACUUAUUUCUACUCUGGCAUGCUGACAGCUCCCCUCACAUCACAUAACUCACACCUCCUUGUUUGCGCAGCAUCCAACCAGCGCAGCAUUCAGUCCUCCCUUCUUGAUUGGCCAGUUGGAAGUGAUUCUUGGUCAGAACUACGGCUCGAUGAUUCACGGAUUGAGCAGAUUGUGGAGUUCAAUGGUCAGUUCAUCGCAUUGGACGGCAGCUACAGGCUCUACACUCUUUCCUUGGCCCCCGAGCUUGGUCUGCAGGAGAUAGCAACUGUGUGGUGGAAUGGCAUGAAUGAAUGUCCAUAUCUAAGGCCAUGGAUCGUGGUGUGCGGUGACAUGCUCCUCAUGGUCGACCACUACAUUACGCUUUCAUAUGAUGGGGCACCUGUCAACUACAAAGCCUACCGCCUCGACUUGUCAACUGUACCUGCAGUUUGGGUGGAGGUGAAGAAGCUGGAGAAUUACUCACUCUUUAUUGGGAGCGAUGUCCGGAGCCCGGCGUUUUCUUGCACCAGUCCAGGACGAUGGGGUGGGCGGAGCAACUGCUUGUACUAUGGGUAUUACUAUCAACCUUGGAUCUUGCAUGGACUUGGUGAUGAGGCAGAUGCUGUGUGGGAUCCAGACAAUGACCCUGACCUUGUGUUCAAGAGGAACUGGUACAUCAGGCUGCAGCCCUUCUGGGUGUACCCAAGCAUGUUUUACAUCGGCCAGUGAUCGAUGGGCUCCAUCUGCUUGCGUUGAAAUUUCGUUUUUGAGUUUUAUUAGAGAGCAGAGACUUUGCAUCUGCAUUGAUGACGCCAGUAUGGUAUUAGAACCUAGAACUGGGGAGAUGUAGUUAAGCGUUUGCAGGCUUAUCAGUUUCACCGUUCAGUCUUUAGAUGUUUCCACUGCUACUUUUAAUCUCUUGGACUGGUUGUGAACUUGUUGGUUGCGUGCUGGAAAGCCUGGAAGGCUGAACCGACUACUGUUAUUUGAAUGAGUUGUUGAAGACGAUUGUGAUGUCUGA
Molecule: messenger RNA, 1670 nt
Organism: Panicum virgatum (switchgrass)
Lineage: Eukaryota; Viridiplantae; Streptophyta; Magnoliopsida; Poales; Poaceae
Product: putative F-box protein At3g25750
Exons: 2
Coding region: 176-1378 (400 amino acids)
Molecular function (GO): protein binding
Source: RefSeq, a predicted model, not a curated record